UUAUCAAGCAAAGUAAAACCCCAAUUUCAGUUGGCAAACACAAGAUUCACGAUAUUGUUUCUGAAAAAUUAGGGUUCAUUGCAAGAGACGAAGGAAUACCCAAAUGUUUCUUAGAAAUUAGGUAUUUAGUAACUGAAAAAUAUGGAACGAGGGGUUACGAAGAAGUCGGCAUUAGUUCCUGCAGCAGAAGAAGAACUUCGAACGAUAUUAGAGGUAGUUCCUGCAACAGAUGAAAUUCAAAAGGAAAAAUAUGCAGAGACUUAUGACCUUAUAUUCAGUUUCAAAGAAGAAGACAAAAUUAUAAGUAGGGUUUCCCAUGUCAGAUAUUCUUAUUUUCAGUUAUUGGAGGAUAGUCAUAGACUUUUUUCAAUUGAAAGUGACUUUAUUUAUGCUUAUCAUGGUAAUGGCAUUCGUAUAACCGGUGACGACGACAUAGAUAAUAUGUUUAUUAGCUAUAAGAAAGAAGGUAUUGUGCCCAUUAGGUUGUAUGAAAGGGAUAUAACUGUAGUAGAUGUUACGGUGUAGCAUAAGGUAUUACUCAUGAAGAACUUAUAGCAGAGGAUAUAACGAAUGAAGAAAUUUUAGCUGAUGUAGUACAAAGAGAGACAGAUAUCAUAUCACAAGCAGAACUUAUAGAACAAGCAGAACUCAUAGCACAAGAAGAACUCGUAGCAGAAGCAGAGCUCAUGGGUAGAAGUUUGUCACAUGGUAGAGUGGCAGCGAGGGGUAGAGGGGCAGCGAGAGGUAUAGGGGCAGCGAGGGGUAGAGGGGCAGCGAGGAAUGUGCCUAGAAGUUGCACAAUACUUAGGCCUACAGAAGUUCAUUCUGACGAUGAUGAUAAUAAUCCUGCUAAUGAGUUCCAAUUUUCUGAUAGUGAUGACAAUGACUGGUUGAUUGAAGAUGAAGUACAUACAAGUGACAGUGACACUGGGAGUUCUGCUAGUGAAGUUAGUGUGGCUGUAGGUACAGAGACAACCGAUGAAGAAGAACAAUUAAGUGACCAUCAGUUGAGUGAUGAUCAAUUUAGUGAUGUUGGUGAAGGAGAUUUAGAGAAGAGUUCAUCUUCUGAAGAUGAACCAGAAAACAGGAGUAAAAGAAAAAGAAAAGUGAAGGAUCCCAUAAAAGGGAUAUAUAGCAUACCCUACAUUUUUUAAGAGGGAACUGAUAUUAAAUUUGAAAAAGGGCACACCUUCAAAAGUAUACAGGAUUUUAGGGAUGUUUUGGCUGAUUAUAGCAUAAAGGGUGGUUACCUUAUUAAGAAGAAGAGAAAUGAUAGAAGAAGAGUUACUGCAGAAUGUGAAGGGGUUGGCUGCAAGUGGAGGAUUCAUGCAUCACUUACACCGGAUGGAGUAACAUUCAUGGUUAAAACAAUUAGAGGGGAGCAUAGUUGCAUUAGAGCAGUAGAUAACAAAUCUAGUUUUGUGAACUCAAGGUGGGUAUCCAACAAAUUACAUGACAGCUUGUAUGUAGACCCUGAAAUGAGCUAUGAUUUGAUGAGUGAUGGAUUGAAGGAUUGGGGUGUGGAUCCACCACAAUGGCUAUUAUAUAGAGCCAAAUGUAGAUCUAGAGCACUAAGUGAGGGUGCCCAUUCUGAAAGCUAUGCUAAAUUGCCCAAAUACAUUGAGUCAUUGAUGAAGUUUAAUCCUGGAACAGUUUGCAAGUUUGAGUAUGAACAUAGAAACAACCUAGAUGACAAUCCAGUUUUCAAGAAUUUGUUUAUUUGCAUUCAUGCAUUGAAAGAAGGUUUUGUGAAAGGUUGUAGACCUUUCAUAGGAUUGGAUGGAUGUCAUCUUAAGGGUCCAUUUGGUGGAAUUCUCUUAGUAGCUGUUUCUGUUGAUGGAAAUAGGGGCAUUCUUCCUUUGGCUUUUGCAAUAGUGGAAUCUGAAUGCAAGAAAACCUGGGAAUUUUUCUUAGAGCUGUUGAGGGAUGAUUUCUGGGCUUCCCAUCGUUGGCUUUGAAGGAUGAUUUCUGGGCUGCUUCGUUUGCCACCCAUGGUUUUGCUUUUUGGCAAGUAAUGAAGAGGAUAAAGACUCACAAUGAGGGAAAACCAUAUGCUUGGUUGUUGGAUAAGACUUUAUCUGAAUGGUCAAGACAUUUGUUCCACCCAGCAGCAAAGAGUGAUCAUUGCACAAACAAUAUGACCGAGUCGUUCAAUAGUUGGAUCAAUAAGAUUAGAGGUAUGCCUAUUUGCAAAAUGAUUGAUUCAAUUAGACAAAAGUGCAUGGUUAGAAUGCAUAAAAGGUAUGCAAAAGCAUCAACUUGGGAGGGCAGAGUUACACCAUUGGUUAGGAUAACUAUCAUCAACCUAAUAAGGGAGAGUAGAUACUGUAAAAUGUUUCCGGGACGGAAUGAUGAAUUUGAGGUUAUUGAGGGAAAAUGUAGGUUUGUUGUGAAGUUAGGAGAAAACAAAUGUUCUUGUCUAUGGUGGGACAGGAGUGGCAUACCUUGUAAGCAUGCCAUGGUUUGUAUUGGUUAUAAAAGGGGGGAUGUUGAGAGCUAUUGUGAUGAAUAUUUCACGGUGGAAAAGUACCUAGCAACCUACAAUCCUACAUUGCGUCCAUUCCCUCACAAUGAUAUGGAAGAAGAUGACACCCCUGUUAAUCGGAAGUUAUUACCUUCUCAUUUGAAGCGUCAACCAGGAAGGCCAAGAAAGGCAAGAAAUAAACAAGAUGGAGAAACGCCAGCUGGUGGUAGGAUUAAAAGAUCCUCUACAGUUAGGUGCAAAAUUUGUAAACAGCUUGGACACAACAAAAGGACUUGCGGUAGAGGUCCAACAAUGGCGGAAAUUAGAAGUGCUAGAAUGGAUGAAGCACCAAGCUCCUCUCAUGUGCAAUCACCUGCAAGAGGGAGAGGAAGAGGCGGAAGCAGAGGCCGAGGUGGCGGGCGCAGAAGACGAGGAGGCGGGCAAAGAGGCAGAUGUGGAAUUGGUGGAUCAACUUCUGAAGCACAAGCUUAGUUAUAAGGCUGUUUUUAUUUCAACGAAACACCUGGAACUUAUUUUGCAUUUCAUCAAGCAUAGUUUAUAGGUCUUUUUGGUUUUGAUGAUAACCUGAAACUAAUUUUGCAUAUCAUCAGGCAUUAGUGAGCUUAAUAAAUUUUUGAAAUUGCUCAUGGUUAUAGGUGGUUAAUUAAGGCCUUUUUGUACAUUUCUUUAGUUUGAGAGAAGUAUUGUAAAGAUAAAAUUACAGGUUAUCUAAACAAGCUAUUUGUCAAUGAAAAAUUGGGUACAUGAUGCUCUAUAAA
This is a messenger RNA of Mercurialis annua (annual mercury), 3243 nucleotides long. RefSeq lists its product as uncharacterized. NCBI's taxonomy places the organism in Eukaryota, Viridiplantae, Streptophyta, Magnoliopsida, Malpighiales, Euphorbiaceae. The record is from RefSeq and is a predicted model, not a curated record. Gene Ontology annotation, molecular function: zinc ion binding. The coding region runs from base 2015 to 2956 and encodes 313 amino acids. The transcript has 4 exons.